Molecule: messenger RNA, 366 nt
Organism: Ruditapes philippinarum (Manila clam)
Lineage: Eukaryota; Metazoa; Mollusca; Bivalvia; Venerida; Veneridae
Product: hepatic lectin-like
Exons: 3
Coding region: 1-366 (121 amino acids)
Source: RefSeq, a predicted model, not a curated record
AUGGAUCAAGCUGCUGGAAUGACGCUCACAUCUAUGGUAAAGGUUGCUGUUGCACACUAUGGGGUUGUUGUCACAAAUGUAGAAGCGGUUACCAUGAUGACGGAUGUACAUGCCGAAAAACUGGUCCCUCUGCGUAGCAAUGACUAUUUCUGGAUCGGCCUGACAGAUAUUCAAGGAGAGGGAAUUUGGCGCGUGUACUCAAGCAAGAGUUUGUUGACUUCCACUGGGUUUUCAAGUUGGGAACCGGGACGGCCAGACAAUGUUGGCGGGAAGAAAAAUUGUGGUCAAAUUCGACCAGACAGUCUUUGGGGUGAUAACCCGUGCCAUGUAUUUAAAUUCUAUAUCUGUGAGAAGCCAUUGGAGUAA